Molecule: messenger RNA, 3786 nt
Organism: Hypanus sabinus (Atlantic stingray)
Lineage: Eukaryota; Metazoa; Chordata; Chondrichthyes; Myliobatiformes; Dasyatidae
Product: dehydrogenase/reductase SDR family member 13-like
Exons: 5
Coding region: 153-1100 (315 amino acids)
Source: RefSeq, a predicted model, not a curated record
AGCAAUUUGCAGAGGAGGCGUCAGAUGUUUAACAGGAAAGCUUUGGUUCCUUUUGUUAAAUUGGAUUACUGUCUCUUCUGUAGCAAAUUUCAAGUGCGGCUCAGUAAACAAGCGUGCAACUUUUAAAGAAAAAUUAGAUUACAGGAGCAGCCAUGGUUUCAUGGAUCGUAGCUUCAGCGAUAGCCAUAGCCUUGUAUAUUUUAAUCUACUACAAUUUCCUGAAGGGGGUUCCAUGUCGGAGUGACACCUCGCUGAAAGGAAAGACGGCGAUAGUCACAGGUGCAAACACGGGCUUGGGGAAGGCCACGGCGCUCGAUCUUGCUCGCCGAGGUGCCCGGGUAAUACUGGCUUGCAGGAGCAAAGAGCGAGCGGAGCCGGCGGUCUUCGACAUCAGGAAGAAGAGCGGCAACAACCAGGUGAUCUAUAUGUACCUUGAUCUUGCGAGUCUUAAAUCGGUGAGGGCUUUUGCAGAGACCUUUCUACGAUCAGAGCCCCAGUUAAACUUGCUCAUCAAUAAUGCAGGCACUGGAUCCGGUGGCCAGACAGUUGAUGGAUUCACCAUGGCUUGGGGAGUAAACCAUUUGGGCCACUUCCUUCUCACUAACCUGCUGCUGGAGCGGCUGAAACAGUGCGCCCCGAGCCGCAUUGUUGUCCUCUCCUCUUUGACUUACUGCAUAAGCAGAAUAGAUUUCAGUAACUUGAACAUUGCUGGUGGAGGCUUUUUCAGACAAUUCCAGAAUUACAGCCUCAGCAAGCUCUGCAACAUACUCUUUGCCAGGGAACUUGCCAAUCGUCUGGAGGGAACAAAUGUCACAAGCUACGCUGUGCAUCCAGGUUUUGUGUUCACUGAUGCAUUUCGUGACGUCAGACUCUUGAUUAAAUUAGUGUUCGUCCCUGUUGCUUUCCUUUUCUUUCGAACUCCAAUGGAUGGGGCUCAGACGACCAUUUACUGCGCUGUGCAAGAAGGGAUUGAGAAAUUCAGUGGCAGGUGUUUUGCUGAUUGUAAGGUUCAUAAGGUCUUUCCUCAUGCACGUGAUGACGCAGUGGCCAGGAAACUCUGGGAAGUCAGUGAAAGGAUGGCCGGACUCUGCAAACAUUAACAGAGGAAGAAACCGCAGCUAAUUUCUAAACUCUUGUGAGCAACUUUAUAAAAUUUAUAUGUGAAAACAACUGAAUAUUUGCAGCUUUCUUUCAGUUUUAUAACUGGUCUUUAAGUUGUAAUACUAACUAAAUUAAAAGCACGGUCAGUUUUCAAGUCAUGCAGCAUUUAUAGAGAGGAACAAAAAAUCGUUGUUUCGUAUGGAGACCCUUCAUCAGGUGGCCUGACAUAUCAGCUGUUUAUUUCCCUCCUUAGAUGCUGCCUGACUUGCUGAGUUCCUCUAGAAUGUUGUGUGUGUUGCUCAGGAUUUCCAGUGUCUACAGAAUCUGUUGUGUCGAUCAGUUCUCAAACUAUUUUUCAGAAAGUCCACUCUCCCCUUUCUCUUUAAUCUGCAGACAGCAAACUGCACUGACGGACUUUGGGGCAAUCCAACCUGGAAAAUACACAAACUCUGGAAUGAAAACUUAAAAUUUAAAAACAUUAAAUACUAUCAAUUCUUCAUUCAUUGUAAGCGCUCUAAGCUAAUUAGAUUUUUAAAAUAUUUUUUAAUGACAUAAGUGUAGGUCAUUCAAUCCAUUGAGUUGAUGUCAGCUCUCGGAACGAUCCCAUUCACUCACCUCUCUGUUCCACAAGGACAACACAGUGGGGCUGUCGACUUUCAGCUACAGCGAUCCAAGUCUCAUCCUGACCUUCAUUGUAAGCUCUGUCACGUUUACACAUUCUUCCUCUGUGUGGGUUUCCUUCCACAUCUCAAAGACGUGGGCUAGGAGCAUAUUUGGCUCUUUGUACAUUAUUCAGAGGAUGUGGAUGAAUGGUAGAUGGGAAUGUAGAGAGAACAAAAUGGGAAACGUAUAAUGGAGUACUUGAUGGUCAACGUGGACUCUGAGUCAAAGACCCGUUUUAUAUCGUAUGACUCUCAUUACAUCUCAUUCAGUUUGACAGACCAGUGUAGCGCCUUCUCAUAUAGGAGUAUAAUUUCUAGGUUGGUGUUCGUUACAUCUCAGUCGGUUUGACAGACCAGUGUAGCACCUUCACAUAUAGGAGUAUAAUUUCUAGGUUGGUGUUCAUUACAUCUCAGUCGGUUUGACAGACCAGUGUAGCACCUUCACAUAUAGGACUAUAAUUUCUAGGUUGGUGUUCGUUACAUCUCAGUAGGUUUGACAGACCAGUGUAGCACCUUCUCGUAUAGGAGUAUAAUUUCUAGGUUGGUGUUCGUUACAUCUCAGUCGGUUUGACAGACCAGUGUAGCACCUUCUCGUAUAGGAGUAUAAUUUCUAGGUUGGUGUUCGUUACAUCUCAGUCGGUUUGACAGACCAGUGUAGCACCUUCACAUAUAGGAGUAUAAUUUCUAGGUUGGUGUUCAGGAUCUGUGUACAUUCAAAUUAUUCCGUCUGGGAAAUGUAUGCUGCUUAUUUUGCUUGUGGCAGUUUAAGCAGCUAUGCUGAUUUAUCUUUUUCUGACUUCACACUUUCCAUUUGAAGAUUUUCAGUCCAGACGUGUGGGUCGUCAACCUCUUGUCAGCUAGGCCAUUCUCUCUAAUGGUGUCAUUUUCAUGAGUAGAAUUUAGACAACUCCUCAUCAUUCUAGUAAGGGCACUAAAUGAUACUGGAAGUUGAGGCUUUUGUCCGACGGAACCAAUGUCAGCACUGUCAUUCUCCACCACCCUCCCCUCCAUUCCCUUCCCACUCCCCGCAUGGAAAUCUAAAGACCAUUGGUCCUAUGGGGCAAGACAGCCCCCUGUGAGAACAGUGCAAUCAAACUCAGCCCUGUGCCCUUUCCCCAUUCCUGUGCUUUUAUUUUUCUCGUUCAAACUCCACAAAUGAAUCUAUCUCCACAAAUGAAGUCUAGGUUGCUAACCUCUGAUUUGGAUAAAUAGAUUUUCCUUGUGCUGCCUUGUGUCCUUAUAAAACCUCUGCCAGCAGCUUUUCCUUGUGAUCAGUUUCCUUCGUUGGCCACUCGCCCUUCAAAACUAGGGUACGUGAACGUUGCAAUCUUUUGACAUUGCAAUGACCUGUUUCAAUAUCAGUCUCUGAGCGUGUGGUAAAUAGAUGUCACCGGGGCCUGCUGGAUUUAGCAGCACUCAGUGAAUAUUUGGAGAAGUUUCUGAUGAUCAGCAGUGAGGAUUUCCCUGGAAAGCCCAGAAUCCCAUGCUCUGACUCAUAUUAUUGUAAUUCUAUAGAAUAGAGAAGGAGUCCUUCUGGCCCAUCGAGUGUCUCCUAGUUUGCAGAGCAAUACCAUCUCCCCAACUAAUAUUAGAUUCAUCACCCAUACUCCACAACUCUUUCCUCGAGUUCUACCACUCACUAGGGGCAAUUAACAGCAGUCAAUUAAUCUGCCUCCCAACACACCUUUGUGGAUAUGGGAAGAAACUGGAGGAAAUGCACACCUUGGCUGAUAAUUGCAAAUUCCACACAGAUAGCACAGGAUUGAACUCAGCUUCCUGGAAUUGUGUGCAGGAUGUCAUAUCCGGCAUGAUUUAUAAAAAAUGCAAAGCAAAGGCCUUAAUCGAUUUACAAAGUAAUAGCAUUUAUCUUUAUUCAAUUGCUGAUAAAUUGAUGUGACUAGAUCAUGUAUUUACUUAAAUAAGGUAUAAACUUAAAUAAGGCAUUACAGUUUUCAUAUUCUAAAUAUUCAGUGAUUAAAAUAACUUUUAAAUUACGUUACAAAAUAAAAUGGUUUUCUGUUGA